Molecule: messenger RNA, 7951 nt
Organism: Gaeumannomyces tritici R3-111a-1
Lineage: Eukaryota; Fungi; Ascomycota; Sordariomycetes; Magnaporthales; Magnaporthaceae
Product: AGC protein kinase
Exons: 2
Coding region: 720-6674 (1984 amino acids)
Biological process (GO): peptidyl-serine phosphorylation; phosphorelay signal transduction system
Cellular component (GO): cytoplasm; nucleus
Molecular function (GO): protein serine/threonine kinase activity; ATP binding
Source: RefSeq, a predicted model, not a curated record
CUCUCGAGCGCAGCCCACCGACGACACCAUAACAAAGUCAACUGGGCUGCGAGGCGGCGAGUUCACAGCACAACCUCCUGCCCCCCCAGAGCUCCUCGCCGGCCGGCCUUCGCCCUCUCCGUCCGACUCGACUUUGCUGACGGCACUUUCGUCUCGACACCUCCAAGCCACAGUCAACAGGUUUCCGAGCGGUCCCGCACUCGCCUGGAGGGUAACGACUGGGCUCGAGGCUCCUUUGUUUGUCGCCCGUUCUGCCUCGCCGGGGCCACCGCCUUGUGUGGACGGUGGUCAGUUGGGCGUGCCGACGCUUCAAUGCGAGCGCCAGCACGCGAUAGCCGCCUCUCCUGCUCUUCAGCAACACCAACGGGAGAUAUCGCCGCCAAUUCCCUAUGAUGUCUGGGGGCCCAUUGGGUUUCUAGGCUCUGGCUCCCGCCGGACCCCACUGGCUCCCUCACAGCCCGUUCUGAUAGCGCCCGCCACGACUCCCCGAGACCGACAACCCAUAGACCGAUCUACGCGAGCCUCCCACUCCCUGGCCCGUGUGCCGCCCGCUUCCACGUGCCGGCCGCGCCUUCCGGCUCGAGCCGCUCCGCUCACUCUACCCCGCGGCCACUUCCCCAGAACUUGCCAAAGAGGAAAUCACAACGGCCAGAGCCCGCCUUUGACAGAUACUCGAUGCCAUCGCCUUUAACAGCCCUGCGCCCUUUUUGCCACACACAAUGGAUCAAGAAUCGACAAGUUUCCCUGCCUUCAACCCGCCGGCGCCGCCAACCGGCGGAUACGAUGAUGCGCGCCGGCCAGAAGGCCAGGGGGAGCAAGAUGGCGGCCUCCGGACUCCCAACACCCUGGCUCCCCCGGCCGUGUCGUCGCUGCGGUUCAACAGCGAUGGGGUCAUGCAGCGAUCUCUGAGCGAGGACAUUCGCGAGGAGCGGGAGGAGCUGCGUGAGGCCGCGGAACAGACCCUCAAUGUCAUUAUGGAUCUCAACCUUGACGGCACCAUCCGAUGGGUGAGCCCGUCUUGGGUCGAUGUCAUCGGCACGCCACCCGACACCGUUCCGGGAACCUCGGUCAGCGAUCUUAUCGUCAGCGAAAACAAGACCAUCUUCACCGACAUCGUGGAGUCCAUGAAGAAAGACGACUCACGCAGCCAGUUCCUGCGCUUUGCCAUGAAGCCUGGUCCGCUUUCAGUCCUGCUGACUGUGGAAGCGGUGACUGGCCAUGAUCAAGGGCUCGAGCCGUCGAUCGAGCUUGAGGCUCAGGGGAUAAUGGUUUUCGAUGCUACCUCUGGCGGGGAGAGUCAUAUGAUGUGGAUGAUACGGCCUUGGAUCGGUCCUCGAGAGAUCAAGAUCGACCUUCCCGAUGUGAUUGUCGAGUCGCUGGGUUCUGGUGCGGAGAUCCUGGCCAGCUACCUCACGCAGCUUGCCGAAUCUGGAAUGGAAGACCCAGCGAACCAGCCCCCUCCUCUGCCUGUUCUCUGUCGCAUUUGCGAGCGACAGAUACCCCCGUGGUGGUUCGAGAAACACACAGAUCUAUGCUUGCAGGAGCAUCGUGCCGAAUUAGAUGUCCAGAUGGCCCAAGAGAGCCUCACAGAACACCGCCACUCCAUCGUCAGGGUGCUCGAUGCCCUCGAGGUCCGGAAAUCCCGGUCCACGACCGGUGACCAGUCGCCGUUGCCUCUUACCGAGUACAAGGGCCUGCCCAUCGGACCCCCUCCUUCGACCUCGUCUUCCUCGGGCGCGUCCUCCCCCGUACCUGGGUCCAAUAGAUCCCGUGACCGUUCUGGUGGCUUUGGCCAUGCACGAGCGCGCUCAUUUGCGGUACGCAGGCCCCAGGCGCGGAUCGUGGAGCUGAUUCUGGACCUUUGCGACACUGCUUUGGAAAUCAGUACUCCUGCCAUCAAGGAAGCUUCCUCCCAGAACCCUGGUGAGUUCCGGACACAAUCACCUCAGUCCGAGUCCCGCAUCUCUCAGGUCAUACAGUGGCAGUCCCCGAGCAACAACACGAUGGAGCAGGAGCAAGGAAUUGCACUUCUCUGUUCCGACACCGAGACCGUCGUCAAAGCAAAGGUCGAAGCCGUCCUUCGGCACAGGCGAAUUAUUGAGUACGCCGAGCGGAUUCGUGUCGAGUUCACCGUCACGGUGGAGGCAUGCGUCGAGGAGGCCAUGCGGAAGGCUGCCAAAAUCGCCGCUGGCCGCCUUAGCGACUCCACUGAAGAUGAAGAAGAGGAGGAGGUGGUGGAGGUGGAGGAGGAGCAAGAGGUGGAGCAGGAGGAUGAGGAGGUACUCCGGCCUGCGGAAGAUGCCGCAUUCCCAGAGUCCUUCGAUACGCCCUCAUCAUUGGCAAUGGCGCUUCGAAAUGCGAAUAUCAGCGACGACCCUGAUGGACGGCGCCUGUCUAACGCCAUCACAUCGACUCGAUCAAGCAGCCCAAGGGAGUGCCCGACCCCACGGUCUCAUCGUGGUAACCUCAGUGUGUCCGGCCAGACGCGGGAGUCGCGGCGGGGGUCUAUGCUCUUCGAGAGCGAUGCCGGAGACAGCGACGGCAGCAUACGCUCAUCGUCUGUCACAUCGCGACAUCCUCCUCGAACCGACUCGCCAAUCUCCGAGUUUGGUGACCUGCGCAGGCAAGCAAGCUCACGCCAGCACCAGCGUCGGAGUCUGAUACUUCCAGGCGCAUCGUCUCCUCGUCGACAGGAGUCACCCUCCCGCUCGACGCAGCCAUCGUCUCCGCUGCGCAUUCACAAGCCCCGUGGCCCGCCAUUCCCGUCCGAUGCUCUCAUGUCGCCCGAGUCAUCUCCGAUGCUGCCUCGGAGCGAGUUCACCUCGCCUGCAGUUCCCAUGCAUCAUCACCGACGACAGUCUUCAGCCGCAAUGUCGCUAGACGCGGCAGGGUUUGGUAGUUUAAGCGGUGGAAGUAAACCACCCCCAUCGCCCCGCCUGCACGGGGCAAACGCACCGCCACUCGCCCGUGCCGUACCACCAUCCAUCAAGGAUUUCGAGGUCAUCAAGCCCAUCAGCAAGGGUGCCUUCGGAAGCGUUUAUCUCUCCAAAAAGAAGUCUACGGGCGAGUACUUUGCCAUCAAGGUCCUGAAAAAGGCAGACAUGGUUGCCAAAAACCAGGUCACCAACGUCAAGGCAGAACGCGCCAUCAUGAUGUGGCAAGGAGAGAGUGAUUUCGUCGCCAAGCUCUAUUGGACUUUCUCGAGCAAGGACUACCUCUACCUCGUAAUGGAGUACCUCAACGGUGGCGACUGCGCCUCUCUGAUCAAGAUUCUUGGAGGGCUUCCGGAGGACUGGGUCAAAAAGUACCUCGGGGAGGUUAUUCUCGGCGUUGAACACCUGCACAGCCGGGGUAUUGUUCACAGAGAUCUGAAGCCAGAUAACCUACUGAUCGACCAAAAGGGUCAUCUAAAACUAACCGAUUUUGGUCUUUCCCGCAUGGGUCUUAUUGGUCGUCAGAAGCGUGCUUUGAACAGUGGCUCGACCGACCCGGCCCCCGACCUUCUCAAGCAGGGGCCAUUUGCUCGUUCGGCCUCAAUCACCUCCUCGCGUUCGACCUCGCUCGACCUCCAUGCGCCAACCCACUCUCCUGGGAGCACUCCGCAGAUCAAUCCUAACGAGCCAGUUCUGGGACCGCCGUCCUACUUUUCUCUUGGGUCCUCGGCAGCUGCGCACGAGUCUCGUCGCACGUCUGGCCGCCGGAGCGAUAGCGGCGGUAGCGAUGCGCUUACGCACAUGCUAGGAAACUUCUCACUCAACGACACGCACGCCUCGGUGCCCCCGCAGGCAGUCCAGUCCCCCCGGACUGAAGGCAGUGAGGGCGAGGCACAUGGCUCGCCUGACUUUGCCUCCCUCCACCACACAACCACGCACGGAAGCACCGGAACGGACCCUGGAAAGGGCACGCCGCCGAUGUCGAGCAUGCCACCACCAAACUGGACUCUUUUUGAUCCUGAAGACAAGAACCGCCGGUUUGUUGGGACGCCAGACUACCUUGCUCCCGAGACCAUCAAAGGCGAGCCGCAAGACGAGACGAGCGAUUGGUGGUCUGUUGGCUGCAUCAUGUUCGAGUUCCUCUAUGGCAUGCCUCCGUUCCACGCACCUGAGCCCGAGCUCGUGUUUGAGAACAUUCUGGCGCGCAGGAUCCAAUGGCCUGAUGAGAUAGAGGAUGAGGUUUCGGGCGACGCUAAAGACAUACUCAACAAGCUGCUCUGCAUGGAUCCCCGCGAGCGGCUUGGCUCCAACCGGGAUGAGAAGUUCGUGUCGGGCGGGGAAGAGAUUCGCAACCACGCGUGGUUCCAGGGAAUGGGCUGGGAUACUCUCUUGCAAGACGAGGCUCAGUUCGUGCCCCAGCCCGAGAACCCCGAAGAUACCGAGUACUUCGACUCUCGAGGGGCCACCCUGCAAUCGUUCGCCGAGGAGAUGGAAGACCAAGCGUCGCCGCCGUCAGUGCCAGCUACUGAGUACCCUGACCGGCCGCACGACGCGUUGUCACGCGUGCGCUCGCAGUUCAACUCGAUCAAGCGCGGGCUGAUGCCUCUCCACAUUCCUCCGCAUGUCCGAGACCACAAGAGCCGCCGCCUCAGCGAGCCUGUCGCCACCGACGACUUUGGGAGCUUUACGUUCAAGAACCUGCCCGUUCUCGACAAGGCUAACAAGGAUGUCAUCCAAAAACUUCGGGCCGAAGCCCUCGCUGCGCACAAGCCAACAGCCAUCAGCCCGGGUGGCAUGAACAGUGUCACAUCUCCGGGCGGCCUCGAGGCGGCGCUGUCGAUCCCAGUGCACAGGACAAUGUCAAAUGCCAAGGCCUCGCAGCGGCCGCAGUCGCCUUCUGGAUUGAGCCAUGCCAACUCGUCUCCAAGUCGAGCCUCGCAGCCGUCGUCUCCCUUGCUGGUUUCGUUCGUUGCCGGCCAGGGCUCCGAAGGCCGACGCAAGGCGUCUAGCAACUCAUCCAGUCUAUCCCAGCCGGCUUCUAGUAACCUGCAGCCGGGAAGCUUCUUUGACGUUCCCCGCGUGCCGCCAAGCCUGCAAAAAGCGGCCACGACGGUAGCUGCCGUGUCCCCUGUCAAGGGCCGGGCGCCUCCAUCACCCCUUCCUCUCUCGCCGGCGAAGGUCGUGACGACCCCCGGCCGCCAAGGCGGUGGCUCUUCGGUUAGCCGCUCCAGAUCUCUGACUGUGGGCUCGCAGGAGGGCAGUCCGGUCGCAUCGGACAUGCUAGCGCAUCAUCGCAAUCGCCGUAGCCAGGUAUUCGAUAUGUCGCCAUCCUCGUCCGACAACGAAGGGGAGAAGGUAAAUGCGCUCCUCCGCGUACAGAGGCGGCGCCAGAGCUCCAGACGCUUGUCACAGAUCACGCUGGAUGGGCCAGUUUCCCGGCCGCUCGACGUGCUCAUUUGCGAGGACCAUCCUGUUUCCCGCAUGAUCAUGGAGAAGUUGCUCGAGAAGCUCCGUUGCCGGACAAUCUCGGCAACAAACGGCUCGGAAGCCGUCCGGUAUUCGAUGAGCGAUAUCAAGUUCGAUAUCAUCUUUAUGGAGUUCAGGAUGCCUCAGAUUAGUGGUGCCGACGUUGCCCGGAUGAUUCGCGAGACCAAGAACGCAAACUCGCACACGCCCAUUGUGGCCAUCACGGCCUACCUCAAGGAGCUGCAGGCGCCUCACUACUUUGACUCUCUCAUCGACAAGCCCAUCAGCUCGUCUAAACUGACCGAGGUUCUCGGCAACCUGUGCCAGUGGAAGCCACCGGCGGGCAACCAGCCUCAUUCGCUCUCCCUCCCACUUGCGCAUCCUACACCGUCGGGCUUGAGGCAGGAGAGUCUUCGCUUGGAGGACAGCCCGACCUCGGGCUCGUCCAUCUAUGCUCAUCGGACAGGAAGCAGCUUCCGAGGCUCGAGCCGUGAGGAUUCAAUCAGCUCCAGUCUGUUCGGCGAUUCCGAGUCGGUCACGACGGAUGACAUAGCCGUCGGUAUGAGUCGAAAAACGACGGGAGAUUGGGAGGACACGGGACUGGGAAUCACCCAGCAAGAGCAGCCUCCGCUCAGCUCUCCUGAGCCCACAAACCCUCCUAUACAGCUGGUGGUACAAGAAACCUCCCCGGUGAAGCCGGCGAAGACGGACCAGGCGCGGGCGAAUGCCGGCACCAUUGGGCCGGUCAAGCAACUGUCGCUAGAGAAACUGAGGGCGAAACGGGAUGCCUGCGAAAAACGACGCAGCGAGGGAUCAGUCGACUCGGCGGACGACGAGGACGACGAACUGGGGCUUGGCCGCUUACCCGUGCCUAACAAUGGGAACGGAUCGCAGUCCGGAGGCGGCCAGGGCCGGCAGCAUUUCCGGAGCAAGUCCAUCUUGCCAUCUUCCAAACUUGGAAUUGAAAUGAUGCGGGCCAACAGCCACGAUAGCGUUGUGCACGCCGGCACACCCGAGAAGUCGGCCAAGAGAAGCGACGGUCUCCCCGAUACCCAUAUGGAGCAAGACUACGACGAAGAGGGCGACACGACGGUGAUACAUACGCCCCCAGACCAGUGUGGCGGUUCUUCGGAAGACAACGCGACUGUGGUUGGGUAUGACGAGACUCCUCGGCCAACGACCCAGCAGGGCUCUGGCACUAUCAGCAACGAGCCAACACCGCGGCCGCCCGUCAAGGCGCCACCGAGGAGAGAGGAACCAACAACUUUCUUUUGAACCAGCACCGAUUGAUUCCGGUCCGUUCUGUAUCCAAUGCAGGCAACAAGAAACGAUCGCGGAACCAGGGAACUGAGAACGCAUGCAAAAAAAAAAAAAAAGUGAAAAAGGGGCAACACAAAAAGCCGAAGGGGUGCAGAGACAACGAAGGGGAAAAUAAAAACCAAGGAAAAAGAAAAAAAGAGGUGACAUAAUGGCCGCUUCUGCUAGCCGCGCACCACAGACCACCCGGAGCCUUCGACGUUACCCAUGUUAAUUGUCUUUGUCAUUUAUCCGCUCUUUCCCCAACACAAAAAUCUUGACCUUUACCAAGCGAGGCGUUGACGGGAUGACAGAUAUCGAGACUGCAUCUAUUGUCUUCCAUACUGUGUUUUUUCUUUCUCUUUAACUGAUCUCCUUUCUCUACUCAAAUGUCAAGCGUUCUUGGCCCUGGCCGCCAAUGGCACAUGUCUUGAGUUGGCGUUUAGGUGCAUUUCGUAUGAAGCAGGUCGGUCAGUUGACUCGGUUGUCUUUUCAGUGUGUUCUCUAGCUGGCGCUGCUUUAGCUCCAUCUCUCAUUUGUCCCGCAAGACGCAGGCAUGACUUGAUUGACGGGGCUUCUGGUUGUCUUUCCUUUUUGUCCAAGGAUUAAUAGCGGUCCAUCUCCUUCUUUGUCCCUCGUUCGACGCUUGUCUGAUUAUUCCCGUGCGUGAUCAGUAUUUUCUUUCUUGUGUCGGUUGUCUUCUUCAGUUCGUUUUUGAUGCCUGCUCUGGAACCAAGUAUCUGCCUCUGCCGAUUAUGCCUGUCAAAUUUAUGCACCUCUCCUACUCUGUUUAUAUCAAAUCCACCCGGCAGGACUUCCAGCACCUAGGUAGGUGUAGGUGCUGAAAAGUGCCAGCCGGAUAUCCCACGCAAAGCGGCGUCGAUAGUAUGCAAAACUCUCCUCGUGUCCUCUGUCUUGUUAUUUUCUAUGUCUUUUUUGCCCUCUGCUUCCCUCGAAUUGCGAACAAGGGAUCACGUUUCACCCCGGGCAAGUUGUAUUGUGUGGGCUGACAAGUCAAGGGAAGCAGUUGGUGAUCGAGGGUCGACGUUCAACGAGACUCGAUUGCUGUUUGCCCAGGACCACAACUUGGUGGAGCGAAUGGAGUGAACAAAAGAGCGCAAAAAAAUAAGGGGAAAACUGUUUAAGGAAAUAUCUUGGGUGCGAUAUAUGUGAAUAGUAGUAGGUAUCUGCUAGGCAACAUGAUUUCAGUGUUCCAUUGCCCUGGGUGGAUUGUUCCUGUGGUGGGCCAGAACGUG